Fraxinus pennsylvanica is the source of this 1383-nucleotide messenger RNA. Lineage: Eukaryota; Viridiplantae; Streptophyta; Magnoliopsida; Lamiales; Oleaceae. The record is from the annotation of a GenBank genome assembly.
AUGGCCACUUCUACAUGUAGCCUUAUCAGCUACUGUUCUUUCUAUACUCGUAGCAAUAUCAAUCCCAAGUCCUUCUUCCUGAUUCCCGGAACUAAACACAAGAGCGUAAGUGCCCCAUUCUCGUCCUCCCUUACAUUUUUAUCAAUAUCUCCGUCGCCCGCCCGGGUAAUUACAGCCAAAGCAGCGUCAAGCGGUAACAACAGUAAAGACACCAAAAAGGAGCAAGUAGUUGAGGAAGAGGAAGUAGAGGAGGAAUUGCCCUGGAUACAAGAGAAGGCUUUGGAUUUGGUAGAGUUCACGGGAUCAGUCACGCAGGCCAUUCCCGGCCCGCGUGUGGGCCAGAGCUCCCUGCCGUGGAUUAUUGCCGUUCCGUUAGCCUAUCUUAGCAUCACUUUUGCCAUUGCAGUUGUUAAGACAGUUCGCAAGUUUAAUUCUCCCAGGGAGAAGCGUCGCAAAUUGGUCAAUACAAAUGCAUUUCUAUGCAAAUCCAUAGAUGAGAUGUUCGAGAAAGGAAGAGAUGAAUUAGAUCAAUUGGCAUUAAACGGACUCAUGCAGAAGACUGGUUUUGACAUGGAGGAGAUUUUACGAAAGUAUAUAAGAUAUGUGUUGAAUGAGAAGCCAUUUAAUCCAGAUUGUGUAGCAAAUUUGAUCCAGCUUAGGAAAGCAUCAAUGUUGGAUGAUUCUCAAGUCACUAACGUUCUGAAUGAAAUUUCAAGAAGGAUCGUGAAAGACAAAGGUCCUGUGGUCAUGGAUAUGACAGGAUAUUCUGAAAAGGGUUUCAAAAGAAAACUUGCAGUGCAAGCUCUUUUUGGAAAGGUUUAUUAUCUGUCUGAGCUGCCCGAGUUCUGUUCAAGGGAUAGCUCUUUAACCGUUAAAGAAAUUUUUGGAGUAGCAGAUGAAGAUGCUGAAAAGCUGAGGCUACACACCGUUUCAGAAGCUGGGGAUAUGGAUUCGCUGGAGAAGAUGGUUGAUGGUUCGGAUUCAGAAGAUGUUGCUGGUAAUUCUGUGGCCAAUGAUCUGUGUAAGAAAUGUUUCAGCGCUACAGCAGCUGGCUCCGCAUCCUCCGUUGUCACGGCGGUUGCCAGAUCUAAGAAAUCGUUUAGAUCCAGCUCGUCCUCAAGGUCUUCGCCUGAGAGAAAAUUGAAACCUGUUGAGAUCAGUCAGGGUUUAAAGAAAGAUGAUUCGGAUUCGGCGGAGGUUGUGCUAGUGAAGCGAGAGGUGAAUCGUUGCUCCGGUUGCCGGAGGAAAGUAGGUUUGAUUGGAUUUAGAUGCAGAUGCGGCAAGCUCUUCUGUGCCAAUAAUCGUUAUUCAAUAGGCACGACUGUAGCUACGGCUACAAAGCUACCGGAAGAGAGGCCAACUCGAGGAAAAUCCUGUGGUUAA